Molecule: messenger RNA, 621 nt
Organism: Coniosporium apollinis CBS 100218
Lineage: Eukaryota; Fungi; Ascomycota; Dothideomycetes
Exons: 1
Coding region: 1-621 (206 amino acids)
Source: RefSeq, a predicted model, not a curated record
AUGCCUCAAGAACUCAAAGCCGAAGACGUCAACUCCAAGACCGACCCCUCUGUCGCAAAGCAAUGGGACGACUCCAGCUCCUCCGAGACCAAAUUCAACGACCUCUACGCCAUCACCGACAAGCUAAAGGUGUGCCUCCUGGGCACCUACCGGCAAGGCACAGGUCCCGUAUCGCGCAGCAUGGCCAUCGGCAAGCGGGUCGGGCCGGACUUCCUCUUCCUGGCCAACAAGCACUCGCAGAAGUUCUCCGACCUCGAGGGCAGCAAGGAGACGCAGAUCACCUUCCAGAACUCCAGCUCGCAGGACUGGGUCUCCAUCUCCGGCACCGCUACCACCGUCGACAACUCGGACCCCAGGAUCAAGGACCUCUACAACCCGGGCGUGAGCGCCUGGUUUGGCGAUCUCGGCGAUGGGAAGCACGAUGGCACGCCGGAUGACCCGAGGAUGGCGCUCAUCGAGGUCAAGGCCAAGUACAUCAGCUACUGGAAGGCGCAGGUGGGCUUGCUGGGGUAUGCGAAGGAGGUCGCGCAGGCGGCGAUUACGGGCAAGGUUGCGGAUGUGGGCGUGCAGAGACAUAUGAUGGAGGAUGAGAUUGAGCAGGAGAGGAGCAGGAGCUCGUAA